AUGGUAACAACACGCGUGAAUGCCGUUCCCGCGCUGUGUCCGCGAGAUCCCUCGGUGACUGGGUACAGCGACCUUUCCACCCUCCAAGACGAUAUUAACUUGGUCAAAGAGGAGAGUUCGACCAACACGUUCAACCCUCCUCCUAAUACUCAAGUAUUUACCAUUUGUCCCGGCACGACGUUUCGCUUGACGGGUGACGUUGAUAUUGGCAAUCAAGGACUGCACUUUGCCCAUUCCAGCAAUUUACCUCCCAUGGUACUCCAAUGUGGUCUACAAGGCAAAUCGUCCGACAGUUGUAUUUUACGCGGUGGAUUGCAUCACGUGUGGAUUGACAAUGUCGGUGCUCUCUCGUUUAAAGGCAUUACCUUUCAAGCCGCCACACGAGGCAGUGUCUGGAUGGGAACGGGUCAGAACGAAAUUGCCUUUGACGAUUGUAUUUGGCAAGACAAUACACAUGAAUGGACGGCUGUGGGAGGUGCCAAUUGUCCCAAUGGAUGUGCCGCCGCGUUAGCCGGUCGAUUCGGUGCUGCCAAUGUCACCAAUUGUCAGUUUCGAGACAAUCGCGGCAAAUCGGGAGCCGUCUAUGGAGAAGGAAUGGAAUAUACCAUGGACCGUUGUGUCUUUCAAGGAAACACGGGAACGUGGACAGCCAUGGAUGGACAACCAGCGGCCAGCGCCAUUACCCUGGUGAAUCCAUCAUCCAAAUUGGAACUAUCCAAUUCCUGUUUUACCGAUAAUGAAGCAUCGGGUCCGGCCACGGUCAAAGUCGAUGAUUCUUCCAAAGAUGGCACCACAGCCACUGUUUCAAGAUCGGAUACCGAUUCCACAUUGACAAUCAACAAGAAUAACUUUUUUCAAAACAACAUUGUGGCGACGUCCACGCAAGGACAGUAUUGUACCAAUUCCAUUUACGUCUAUUCGGAACAAAUGGAUGAUACCUGUGAAUGGGGCGAUGCCAGUUGUUGUGCCGUCGCAGAAGAUUGUGCGUCUGCCGUUGUUAGCAGCAGCACUACAUUCCCACCCGGGCAAACCAACAAUCGCGAUAUUUUUGAACCAACCGAGGAGAGUGGCGCUCCUUAUAAUAGCCAUGCAGCAAGAUGGAUGUCGGGUCUUGGGAUGGUACUUGGCUGGACACUCUGGUGGGUGUGA
This is a messenger RNA of Seminavis robusta, 1149 nucleotides long. Lineage: Eukaryota; Bacillariophyta; Bacillariophyceae; Naviculales; Naviculaceae. The record is from the annotation of a GenBank genome assembly.